AUGGUGCUCUGCAGCUUUCUUCUACAGGUAUUUUCCUGCCAUGUCGUCAAUACCCGUGUGAAAGGCAUUUUCCAGUCAUUCUGCGGCACAGACUCCUACGUACAGCAGCCGGAUCUUUCAUUUCCCACUGCCCAGCCGACACGUUUAGCAUUGCCUCCGCAGACAACUAGCGUAGCUACACAUUAUCAACCAGCUUCUUCUCUGCAUCUCCCAGCAUUCGAUCACAGUGUUCCGCCUUGUGCAGGUACUUCUCCGCCCCCCCUGAAGUCCUCAGAACAAACACGCACACACUUAGAUGCACAGAAGUCUAUCUAA
Messenger RNA from Nakaseomyces glabratus, 315 nucleotides. RefSeq lists its product as uncharacterized. Lineage: Eukaryota; Fungi; Ascomycota; Saccharomycetes; Saccharomycetales; Saccharomycetaceae. The record is from RefSeq and is a predicted model, not a curated record.